Carassius auratus (goldfish) is the source of this 1991-nucleotide messenger RNA. RefSeq lists its product as uncharacterized. The record is from RefSeq and is a predicted model, not a curated record. Gene Ontology annotation, biological process: phagocytosis. The coding region runs from base 168 to 929 and encodes 253 amino acids. The transcript is spliced from 7 exons. NCBI's taxonomy places the organism in Eukaryota, Metazoa, Chordata, Actinopteri, Cypriniformes, Cyprinidae.
UAAGAGUAGACGGACAUUAAACAGCCGAAGAAGAGAACACGAGCUGUCAACAAAAGCUCUCCGGAAAAUGCUGCUGUCAACCCGAAUAAUAACGAGCUAAAUUUUACCGUUGAUCACUAAAAUCCAACAGUAUCUUAUUUUAAUGACCAUUUUACUAGAAACUCACAAUGGCAGAUGGAAACACUCUGUCCGGUGUAAAUGUUGUGCUUGUUAUGGCCUACGGCAGUUUGGUGUUUGUGCUGUUGUUCAUCUUUGUGAAGAGACAGAUUAUGCGCUUCGCUGUGAAGUCUCGCAGAGGACCCCACGUGCCGCUGGGUCACAACGCACCAAAGGAGCUGAAAGAGGAGAUCGAUUCCCGUUUGUCAAAAGUGAAUGACAUUCGUUAUGAGCCAAAUCUACUCUCUAAAGAUGACGAUCGACUGAAGCAUCAAGGCCAGAAUGGGUGUUAUAAUUAUCUCUUCAGAAUGCAAGCGUUAGAUGCCAUCAGAGACUCUGAUAUCCCGUCUCGUGAGUUGGGUUGCAGUGCCAGCGCUCUGAUUGGCCGCCGCUACAGGAACUGGCUGCAGGACCUGCGAAACUCUCACGCUCUGUUCAAGUCAAAUAACAGUUCACUGAUAGAUCGCUUGCUGGAUGGCUACGACAGCGCUCGCCAUGGGACAGGGGUGUUUGGUGAGGCAGAGUUUGUGAAGUAUAAAGAAGAUCUUUCUGAACUGGCUGCUCUUGUUAAGACCCACUCCAGCAGCACCAGUCUAAACCAGCAGCACCAGUCAGCAGCUAAAGAGCUGACCAGCUCUCCCGGGCCUUCGUCUGCCUCUACCAUUCAGGUCACGUACCUGCCAUCCACCGGACAGCGCAGCAAGAGGCCCAAACACUUCCUGGAGCUCAAAAACUUUAAAGACAACUAUAAUACGCUAGAAAGCACACUUUAGAGAAUGAAACCCAAUUGAGGAACUGUGUUCAUUGCACACUGGAAACUCCUAUAUGUAGAAACGAAAACCUCAAAUCACAUAAUGACUGUGAGAAUGACUUAAUAUAUGACCAAAUCUGAGGGAUACACGUCAAUGCAGCUGUUAUGAGAGCAAUGCGCGAAUGUUAUGUUUAUAGUUUUAAUGUUUUUCUGAUGGCGCUGACAGGAAGCACAUUUUUUUUCUAAUGUUACAAAGUCACUGUUUACCAGCUUUUAUUUGCGAGAAUGUCCUUUUAAUUUGAAUAGGGACUGUAAUGUUUAUACCUUUAUUGUCCAAAGAGCACCAACAAAGCACCCUUUAGCUGAGAUGAUAAAAUUUUAAUUGGAUUGACUUUUCUGGCACAAACAAUCAAAUUCAGCUGAAAGGACAUUAAAGGGAUAGUUCACACAAAAAUGAUAUUUCUGUCAGUUUAAGCACCCUUCACUUCCAAACCUAUAGGUUCCAAACCUAUAGGACUUCCUGUCCCCUGCAGAGCACAGAAGAUGUUCUGAAGAAAACAAAACAGUUGAUGGUAGCCAGUGUCUUCCAUAGUAUUAAAAAAAAAAAAAAAUAUGGAAGUGAAUGGCUACUGUCAACUGUUUGCUUUAUUUUUGGGUGAACUAUUCCUUUAACCUUUACACCAGUUUUAUACUAAGACUACUUCAACUUGAGGUUUCCAAAUAAGAUCCUGUGCCACAUCCAUAAGAAGAGCUUCGUUUUAAUAGAAAUUUGGAGAGCUAUUAAUUUCUGUGCUGUCGAUUAGAUGAUUGUCCUCAUUUCUUUUUAAGUGCCAUUUUAAUUUGUGAAUUAGUUCUUGUAAAUAUGUGUAUAGGAGGGACAGUGUGAAUCGAUUUGGUUGUUGGGAUGGUAAUGUGGCUUAAAGAGCUAUGUUGACCUUCACUGUAUUCUGAAGUCUUAUCAGAUCUAAUGAAGCGUCUGCUUCAUCUGGACCUGCACCUCUCGGCCAGUCACUGGUUGGGUAUGCAAUUCAGGGUUUGUUCACCAAGGAUGCAUUUAUUUGAUUAAAAUACAGUAAAACAGUAA